Molecule: messenger RNA, 3729 nt
Organism: Cylindrotheca closterium
Lineage: Eukaryota; Bacillariophyta; Bacillariophyceae; Bacillariales; Bacillariaceae
Source: the annotation of a GenBank genome assembly
AUGACGCUGUCACUGUCACUGUCACUUCAUGAUAGUCUGGCGUUAGGUGAAGUCGAGCUUGGCCUGUCACAAUCACAGAAUGAUGACAUUGACAACGAUGCUAGAAGAAAACAAGAAAUUCAACGCCUACCGCUGUUUUUGCGAAUCCUCUCCUUGGCACGUCCUUUGACCGCCGUGCCUACGUUUGAGGAUAAUGAAACCAACGGAAUUGAUGACGAAUUGGUUCAUCGAACAGUAGAACGCCUUGAAGAUGUCGCCGCGACGUACUCCAUGGCUGAAGAAGUUGACGUUGUUACUUCUUACUUGGCACCCAACAUGUCUCGUAAGAUUGGCCAAUUGCCACCACUACGAAAGACAAAGGAAGGAGAGUGGGAUACCAAAGAUUUGGCUGCAGUCGCUAAGAAUCCUCGUAGUAGCUCGAAACGAAAGAGAACCUUGUCAGAAGGGAUACCUGAUGGAGAUGAGGAUGAUGCUAUUCGUGACUCCUCCGCGGAUGAUGAGGAUGCGGAUGCUAGUGGCGAGGAAGGCGAUGCCGCAGGUGCAGACGGCAAGAAAAGGAAAGGGCCCAAGAUAAGAAAGACAAUUCUGGAUCGUCGAGAGUCUGAAAUUGCGGCAGCGGAAGACUCUCAGGAAGCAACCUUUGUCAAAACACUCUCCGAACUGGCGUCCCUGGUUGUUGCGGCUUUGGCUCCCUUGGAGGAAUCAUCCAAUGGUGGCGAUGCCGGUGGUGGUGGCACUGCGGAAGGAACUGAGACUGAAGGCCGCUCCAAAGGAAGGCUUUCCCUGACUGUAGAUGACUCGAUUCUGAAUGAGUCGACUGCGGGAUCAGGAGGGGCCAUGGAAGGAAGUGAUCUGGGAGCAACGGUAGCAGCAAUCAUGUGUAAUGCCAGCGUCUUGCAAUCCAGACAUGUUGCGUAUGCUUUGUGCCGAGCUGCUACUCCCCAAGCUGCCUACUUGAUGACACGAAUUGGAGCAAAUUGUCCAGCUUCCGUUCCAUCACUGCUUCUUGGAUGUCUGGAUGCGUAUUCUUUGGCAGUAGCAGAGAAAGGUAGCCAUAUUCCCAUUGUCAAAGCUGCGAAGCAGGGUGUGAAAGCUUUGGCUCAAUUGUCCGCCAGCGAAAGGGCGCGUGUCCUGAACAAGCUUCAGUCGACAAAUACAAUGUUGGAUCUUCAACUGAAACUUGCAAUGGAGCUGCCAGAUUCGACCACUGCAUGCUGCUUUUUGUUGCGGCGUCUACCCAAGGAGCUGAUGACUGCAACAUCCGAAUCUCAAACUGGAGUUGGUGGUAGAAACCGAAAGCAACCGAACCAAACUCCAGGCGAUAGGUCUUCUUCUUCUGACCAUCGAAUGGACCAUGCUGCCUUUGGUAGUGAAAAGAGUGAAAACUUGGUUCAAGCGCUUCUGAUUGAUGGCCAGAAUACCUACCGUGAAGUUUUGUCAUUCUUGUCGAAAGAGCUGUCGAGCCUAGCAAGCAUGCAACCGAAAGAUAUUGCUAUUGGCAAGCUUUCUCUCAUGUUGAAAGCAUGCUGUUGGACGCUCUUGGUACCUCUGAAAGUGCCAAGUGCCAAACUUCAUGAUACGAUUAGCCUAUUGGGGAAUAAGUUGUUGCCAGGCAUCCGGCAGCUGAGCACCAAGCUUUGCGAUUACUGUGUCUCGCGCAGGUGCAAUGAAAGCGACGACCUACCGAAAAGUUCUUCUUUUGACGGCGUUAUGAAAGUGUUAGUUUCCACGACAAUCCUGACCAUGGACCGCGUGCUUUCACUUAUUGCAGAAGAAUCAAGCCAAUAUUCCUCUCACCAGAGCACCAUUGAAUCACUUAUUAAAGUGAUCAAUGAGUUGAAGGGAGAUUCGGGAGUUUCAGAGACGGCGCAGGCAUUCGCAACAAAAGUGCAGCAUGCAAUUUCAGAUGGUAGCGUGUCUGUACUCUUGGCGCUACUGAUGUCUGAUUGGGUUGGCGGUGUUCCACUCAGGCACGGGCAGCUUGAUCGUGUGUUACCAUCUUUGGAUCAUGGCAUGAAAGAACUCGCAGAUCUCUGGAACAAAACAUCGGGCGACGGGUCCGAGUCAACACUUGACUUGGAUUCACGAGCGGCGCUGCUCUUGUUGGAGCUCAAUGAUGAGAAAAGCGCUAGUUCCGUUUCCACCGACAAGCGCUCAGAAAUCGAGGAUGUUCUGAAGUCCAUUUUGUGUUCUACGAACAAUUCGCAUGCAUUUAUCCAGAGGGCUGCUGUGUUGCAAUUUGUCGUCCAAGCCACGAAAUUUCUUUGCGCUGGGAGGGAAAUGGUAGUUCCAUUGAUAAUGGUACCGCAACUCGAACUGCUUGGGACACGACUAAAGGUUGAAACCACCGAAGACAAGCUGGAUGAUAUCCAAAGUAGAUUUCUACUACAGCUUCUGCAUGCCAUGGAGUUUUUGGAGCAGAAUCCAGACUCUCCAUUUUCCAUCGACCCACGGACUCUUCCUGUGAAAGAAGCCAUACUGUUGGCAGAAUUUCUGGAAAAGCGCAGUAAUGGAUUUCUGCUUGAACAGAUCGUAAGUUACGUUACAAAGCAAUGUCCCGAAGUGCUGGAGCUAUCAUAUCCCGUUUGGACACAAAAGCGACAACACAGCAUGAGAAAAUCCCAUAGUGCUUUGCUGCCAAGAUCAGACAUGAUGAAUUUACUUCGUAGAACAAUUGAAUCGUAUCUUGUGAAGUCACCAACGGAAUGCAAUAAGGACAAGGGCGGCUCUGAAUUGGAGCGAAUAUUCUUGGAUACGAGAUUGCAAACAUCUGAUUCCGACUUGGCCUGCACCGUUGUGAGUGCCAUGCUCUCAUCUCCUCACCAGCCUCCACUUUCCUUGACAUACCCAAAAUUGUGUCGAGAUCCGUUGAUUUUAUUGAAGUGUCCUUUCAAGGUAUGGAGCUGCACUGGGCUUCGAAGAACCGGGCUAUCCAUAUUAUGUUUGCUGUUGGAAUCCAAUGAGGCCAUAGUCUGGAGUGAUGCUCCAACAGAGGAAUCAGCUGAAGAAUACCUUGCUGCUAGGGACGCGCUUGUGGUUCGGUGCUUAGUCACGGCCAUGAGUGGUUCAGAAAAUGACGUUUCGCCUCUUCCUCACUGUUCCAUGACGACAAGUAUAAUCAGACUGCUGACGCGAAGACGCAAAGGAAUCGUUGCGUUGCUGGUGAAGCAGGGAUUACCGGAAGAAUCACUUGAUUGGAUGGUCGAAUUUGUGCCUGAAGUGAUGAAUGACUCACAGGAUAUGCUGCAAAUGCUUUCGGAUCAAAGGUCACUUACACCUGCAGAGCGUCUUGUGGCUGCCGACGCUGUGCUGAAAAUUGCUAUAGUCCAAGGCCAAAGCAACGAAGUCGACGCUGCAAACAUGGCUUACAUUGCUCUGACGCAACUCUGCGACGCGCUGUUCCUUGUUGCCGGGCCAAUUGGGGUUCCAGUGAAUGCGGUGCUGGAAGAUAAUUCAGGACUGGAUGUCACCCACAGAUCUCGCAAGGCCGCUUUUCGGAUGCUUCAAACAUUGCUAACAGUUCGUGGAAGGAGGACAAAUCUACGAAAGGAAUGCGAGUUGGCUCUGAAUAAGUUGGCAGGCUUGUGCAAGAAUGAAAGUGCUGUCAGUGGAGUCUCGGGUACAGUUGCUGGAAGGCGGAAUGCUUUACUGAAAGAAAUAUUUGAUGCUGCUACGAAGGCAACGAAUGCUAUGGGCUCAUGCGUGGGACAUCAAUCAGUGGCAGCUUAG